UCGAUCGAUGCCAUGGCAUGCUGUAAUCUACCCACGGCCUCGUCUUACAUCCAGACUCCCUCUGCCCGCGCUGGACAUGCACGUUCGAUUGACUCGCCCACCCCCUUUCUGCGACCGCUGCCAUGAGUCCGCGACAUGAUGCGCCCGCCGACGCCGCCGCGACCACGGAGCCCAAAUUGGACGCCGGCAACAAGGGCCACGACCACUACGCCCAGCGACUGCCCCGGUGGCGCAAUGCCCUGCGGAACCGCCUCAUACCCAUUGUGCGCUGGGAAACACCAUGGCUUGCCCUGAUGCAGGACAAGAUGCGCUCGCCCGCACUCGACUCGUACUUUGCCUAUACCGCCAACCUCGGCACCCACACCUUCUUCAUGGUCUUCCUGCCCAUCCAGUUCUGGUGCGGCUACACUAGCAUCGGUCGAGCGUAUGUCGGGCGCUGUCAUUCACUAUCGUGCGACGUCUGACGUACACAGGACUGUCUUCAUGCUUGCAGCCGGUGUGUACUGGACUGGCUUCCUCAAGGACAUGCUCUGUCUGCCCAGGCCCCUGUCGCCGCCCCUCGCCCGCAUCUCCAUGUCUGGCUCCGCUGCCCUCGAGUACGGCUUCCCCUCGUCCCACUCUGCCAAUGCCGUGUCCGUCGCCUUCUACGCCAUAUACACGUUGCGCCAGUCGGCCGACCGCGACAGCUCCAACUGGAACAUGGGUCUGCAAGCCCUCUUCUACUUCUAUGCGCUUUCCAUCAUCGCGGGGCGGUUGUAUUGCGGCAUGCACGGCUUUCUAGAUGUCCUGGUCGGGAGCAUCAUGGGUGCCUUGAUUACGGCUUUCCAGCUUGUAUGUGGGGACUGGAUGGACUCGUUCGUCUUUAGUGGAAGUUAUAUGGACAUUUUCAUUGCAACUUUGGUCGUGUGCGUUCUGGUCCGCGUCCACCCGGAGCCCGCUGACGACUGUCCAUGCUACGACGACAGCGUGUCCUUCUCUGGCGUUGUCAUUGGCAUCAAUCUUGGUGCGUGGCACUAUGCGCAGACUGGCUACGCAGUAAAAGACGCAUACCCGUCGUCCGUCCCAUUCGACCUGGAAGAGAUGGGUCUGCUGAAAGCGACCAUUCGCAUUCUACUUGGUGUUGUGGUUAUCUUUGUCUGGAGAGCGACUAUGAAGCCUGCGUUGUUUACCAUACUGCCGCCCAUCUUUCGCAUUCUGGAGCAAGCUCGCUGGAAUAUGCCCCGCGCCUUCUUCCUGAACGCCUCCAAGUACAAGUCUAUCAAGCCUUUCGCUGACGACGACAACGUCAUCCCACCUGCGUCAGAGUUGCCGCACAUGCUCAAGAACCUCGCUCACCCACGUAAGAGAUCUGUAUCAGUCGGACCGCAAUCUGCCGCCGAUGCUUACGAAACGCUUGCCUACCGAAACCGAAGGCGACGGGAAAGCGUCAAUUCGCUGGAUGGUGCUGUACCUGAAGACUCGGCCUGGAUUCCCAGUCCAGCUGUUCUCGAUACGCCCAAUAUCGAAAAGGGGGAGCCGUUGCUUGGUGCCGGUCUCCUGCCCACACCCAUGGCAUCACGUGUGCAUUCGUAUGAGCAGAUGAUGGGCACAGGAGAAGUGCAGACGAAGGAGAAGAAUAUAAUAACUCCCCCAGAGAGCGAUACAGACGUUGCCGGCGACGUCUACAAGCUCACACAGAGCCCGACUGAAGAGGAGAAUGAGAAGCGAGAGAUCUUCAUGAAGCUUACGACGCCACGAGUGCGCUAUGAUGUUGAGGUGGUCACGAAGCUGAUUGUGUACACUGGUAUUGCAUAUAUAGCUGUUGCAGCUAACCCGAUGUUGUUCGAGUUAUUGGGUCUGGGCAUGGGCGACCAGUCGUAGUUCGCUUGUCACGUUUCCUUGUUGUGCAUUUGUUAACAGUUUGCUGGUCUUGACGGCCCGUCUAAUGAAAUACUGAUGUGAAUCAAAACGACCUUUCUGUCUCGAAACUUGGUUUAAAUUUACGAG
This is a messenger RNA of Alternaria alternata, 1986 nucleotides long. RefSeq lists its product as hypothetical. Gene Ontology annotation, molecular function: sphingosine-1-phosphate phosphatase activity. The record is from RefSeq and is a predicted model, not a curated record. Bases 427 to 1860 code for a protein of 477 amino acids. NCBI's taxonomy places the organism in Eukaryota, Fungi, Ascomycota, Dothideomycetes, Pleosporales, Pleosporaceae. The transcript is spliced from 2 exons. Gene Ontology annotation, cellular component: endoplasmic reticulum membrane.